CAUGGACAAAUCUCAGUCGAAACAAACAAUGCCUACAAUAUAGUCUUCGAAGGAAUUGUAGGAACUAGUUAUACAGGUGAUAUUGCUUUAGAUGACAUCAGGAUCACUGAUGGAGCAUGUUUGAGAGACGCGCAAACCAAAUGUGAUUUUGAGGAUCCAUACAUCUGUUAUUUUAUACAAGAUGGAUAUGAUGAUUUUGAUUGGACAAGAACAUCUGGAUCAACACCCACAUCUGGUACUGGCCCUAAGUAUGACCACACCUACGGAACAUUACAAGGUUUCUACAUGUACAUCAAAACUUCAAAUCCGCAAUACAACAAGCAAACCGCUCGUCUUUGGACAUUGUCAUAUCCUGCAAAAAACGGCACAUGCGUGAAGUGGUUUUACCACAUGUACGGGGCCACAGUUAACACAUUGAAUGUGUACCUAGUCAAUACAGAAGGUACUCUUGGUACACCUGCGUGGACAAAUAGAAACAAUCAAGGAAACAUUUGGCGACUUGGAAAACUGUCAGUUGAAACAAAGACUUCCUUCCAGAUAGUGUUUGAAGGAAUUACAGGAAGUGGUAAUACAGGAAAUAUUGCUUUAGAUGACGUCAGCAUCAUCGAUGGGGCAUGUUUGAGAAACGCACAAUACCAAUGUGAUUUUGAGGAUCCAUACAUCUGUAACUUUGUACAAGAUGAAGAUGAUGAUUUUGAUUGGAUAAGAACAUCUGGAUCAACACCCAAAUCUGGUACUGCCCCUCCAUAUGACCACACCUACGAAACAUUACAAGGUUUCUACAUGUACUUAGAAACUCUUUAUGUGCAUUACAACAACCAAACCGCUCGUCUUUGGACAUUGUCAUAUCCUGCAACAAAUGGCACAUGCGUUAAGUGGUUUUACCACAUGUACGGGGCCACAGGAAACACAUUGAAUGUGUACAUAGUCAAUACAACAGGUACCGUUGGUGCACCUGCGUGGGCAAAUAGAAACGAUCAAGGAAACAUUUGGCGACUUGGAAAACUGUCAGUUGAAACCAAGAGUGCCUUCCAGAUAGUGUUUGAAGGAAUUAUAGGAAGUGGCUAUAAAGGUGAUAUUGCUUUAGAUGACGUCGGGAUCAUCGAUGGGGCAUGUUUGAGAAACGAAACUUGCGAUAUUGACUGCUUGAACGGCGGAGUCUGUGUCUCGGAUGACGGAAUCGAGAACUGUCAGUGUAUGCCUGGUUUUCUUGGACCAACUUGCAAUAUAUCACAAUACCAAUGUGAUUUCGAAGAUCCACACAUCUGUUACUUUGAACAAGAUAAAUAUGAUGAUUUUGAUUGGAUAAGAACAUCUGGAUCAACAUACACAUUAAGUACUGGCCCUACAUAUGACCACACCUACGGAACAUUACAAGGUUCCUACAUGUACAUCGAAACUUCAUAUCAGCGAUACAACCAAACCGCUCGUCUUCGGACAUUGUCAUAUCCUGCAACAAACGGCACAUGCAUCAAGUGGUUUUACCACAUGUACGGGGCCACAGUGAACACAUUGAAUGUGUACAUAGUCAAUACAGAAGGUACCGUUGGUGCACCUGCGUGGACAAAUAGAGACGAUCAAGGAAACAUUUGGCGACUUGGAAAACUGUCAGUUAAAACAAAGAGUGCCUUCCAGAUAGUGUUUGAAGGAAUUGUAGGAAGUGGUGAUACAGGUGAUAUUGCUUUAGAUGACGUCAGGAUCAUCGAUGGGGCAUGUUUGAGAAACGAAACUUGCGAUAUUGACUGCUUGAACGGCGGAGUCUGUGUCUCGGAUUACAGAAUCGAAAACUGUCAGUGUAUGUCUGGUUUUGUUGGACCAACUUGCAGUAUAUCACAAUACCAAUGUGAUUUUGAGGAUCCAUACAUCUGUUACUUUGUACAAGAUGAAGACGAUGAUAUUGAUUGGAUAAGAACAUCUGGAUCAACACUCAAAUCUGGUACUAGCCCUCAAUAUGACCACACCUACGAAACAUCACAAGGUUCCUACAUAUACAUCCGUACUUUUUACUUCAACCAAACCGCUCGUUUUUGGACAUUGUCAUAUCCUGCAACAAACGGCACAUGCGUCAAGUGGUUUUACCACAUGUACGGGGAAACAAUGAAUAUAUUGAAUGUGUACAUAGUCAAUACAGAAAGUACUGUUGACACAAUUGCAUGGACAAGUAGAAACAACCCAGUGAACCUCUGGCGACUUGGACAAAUUUCAGUUGAAAUAAACAGUACCUUCAAGAUGAUGUUUGAAGGCAUUGUAGGAGGUAGUUCUGUUGGUCAUAUUGCUUUAGAUGACAUCACGAUCACCGAUGGAAUAUGUUUCACAAAAGGUAACGUUAAUGCAUCAUCACCAGGUAACGUUAAUGCAUCAUCAUCAGUACCUGACUACCUGAUAGCUGUGUAUAUUCUCUGUGUCUUCAUUUUCAUGAUGUCACCGUUAUUUAUCUUCCUCUGCAGAUCCUCCAAUGAUGAAAUCGUUUUCCAUACAGAUAUCGAAAUUUCUCUCCAUUGUCGUUCAUCAGUUUGCCAAGACCUUAAUUUCCUAUCACCUUUUUUCUUCCUUUGUUAUUACCCUGGCCUCUCCGAAAGAGAGGUGACACCCUCGCCUCCUAGAAGAAAAAAUUAUAUGUGUAUUAAUACAUCGUGUCAAAAUGGAGGAUAUUGUGUUGAUGAUAUCAACAACUCUACCUGCAUGUGUGUUAACGGAUAUAUCGGAACAUAUUGUGAAAUCGAUAAAGAGGUACCGGUCAUAACCUUUUGCCCACCAGAUAUAAAGUUGUUGACCGGAAUGACAACAAACACUGCUGCUGCCGCUUGGACUCCCGCCACCGCUGAAGAUAACUCAGGUGUUCCUCCAAAUAUCGCAACAGAUAUUCAGCAACAAGACUUGUUGAUGAUUGGAAAUUACCUUGUGUCAGUUACUGCGACAGAUGGUUCAGGAAAUACCAACACAUCAUAUUCCUUCAAUAUAAACGUUAUAGGUAAUAACGUUAAUUCAUUAUCAUCAGUGACUGAUUACCAAAUAGGAGUAUACAUUCUUUGUGUCUUCAUUCUGUUGAUGUCUCGAUUAUUUGUCUUCUUCUGCAGGUCAUAUUUUGUUAAUAGCAAAAAGACAGACCCAGUGGUUCCAGAAAUGAAUGAUUAUAUGACAACAGUAAAUGUAUCAACUUGUCUGCCAACUUCUAGCAAUAAUGAUGCUGCCCCGCAAUCCAUGAACUUACACAGGAGUGAUAAUUCCCCUCAAGUUUAUGAUGAAAUUUCAAAUGCUAACACAUAUGAAGUACCUCUGCCAACCAGUGGUAUUGACGAUGAUGUUGCACCCCAAUCUAUGGAAACGCAGUUGGUGAAUGAUGUUGCUGUAGCACAAUCUAUGGAGAAUGACAGGAGUGAUAAUACCCCUCAAGUUUAUGAUGAAAUUUCAAAUGCUAACACAUAUGAAGUACCUCUGCCAACCAGUGGUAUUGACGAUGAUGUUGCACCCCAAUAUAUGGAAACGCAGUUGGUGAAUCAUCAUGUUGCUGCAACACAAUCUAUGGAGAAUAACAGGAGUGAUCAUACCCCUCACAUUUAUGAUGAAAUUUCAAAUGCUAACACAUAUGAGGUUCCUCUGUCAACCGGUGGUACUGACGAUGAUGUUGCACCCCAAUAUAUGGAAACGCAGUUGGUGAAUCAUCAUGUUGCUGCAACACAAUCUAUGGAGAAUCACAGGAGUGAUCAUACCCCUCACGUUUAUGAUGUAAUUUCAAAUGCUAACACAUAUGAGGUUCCUCUGUCAACCGGUGGUACUGACGAUGAUGUUGCACCCCAAUAUAUGGAAACGCAGUUGGUGAAUCAUCAUGUUGCUGCAACACAAUCUAUGGAGAAUCACAGGAGUGAUCAUACCCCUCACGUUUAUGAUGAAAUUUCAAAUGCUAACACAUAUGAGGUUCCUCUGUCAACCGGUGGUACUGACGAUGAUGUUGCACCCCAAAAUAUGGACACGCGGUUGGUAAAUUAUACUGCUGCAACAAAAUCUAUGGAGAAUCACAGGAGUGACAAUACCCCUCAAGUUUAUGAUGAAAUUCAAUAUGCUAAUACAGGAUAUCAAGUACCUCUGUCAACCGGUGGUACUGACGAUGAUGUUGCACCCCAAAAUAUGGAAACACAGUUGGUAAAUGAUACUGCUGCAACACAAUCUAUUGAGAAUCACAGGAGUGAUAAUACCCCUCAUGUCUAUGAUGAAAUUCAAUAUGUUAAUACAGGAUAUCAAGUACCUCUGUCAACCGGUAGUACUGACGACGAUGUUGCAUUCCAAUCUAUGGAAACACAGUUGGUGGAUAAUGUAGUGUUAAAACAUCGUUACGGUAGAUUACGGUUUGCUAUGAACAUCGAAAAUAGUGUUCUUACAACCUUAUUUUCUGUAGCAUUUUUUGGCUUCGGCAACAAUGUCAACAACCAAGAUGUUAAUUAUAUGGUAUCUGCAUAUAACAGAACCCUUAAUUCAAUUCAAAAUGAAGUUGCACCUGAGAAAAUGAAAGUUGCUACCAUGAGACAAAUGUCUCGAUGGUACAACGAUAAUUGUAUUGAAAAAAGAAAGUGUCGCGUAUUAGAGCGUAAAUGGAUCAAGUUUUGUGAUUCUGUUGAUAAAACAGCUUUCAAGAAGCAAUGUGCAAAAUAUCACUCUGUUUUAACCAAUACAAAAACUGCCUACUUUCAAUCUCAAGUCGAGAAAUGUGGAAGUGACCAACGGCUGUUGUUUUCUUUAAUGAACAAACUUUGCGGUAAAAAAGUGUCUCUGCCAAGUCAUAAUAAUGAAGAGGAAGUGGGUCAUGUACAUUCUGAAGUGUCUGUGCCAAGUCAUAACAAUGAAGAUGAGGUAGAACGUGUUCAUGCUGGCCGAAAACGCUGUAAUUGCAGCUGGCAAGAGUCGUAUAAGAAACUUUUGUUGGAAGUGGAAAUAACAAGAAAUGAGCAACGGCGCACCAACGUCAUAUUGACAGAACUGCUGACAGUUAUCAGAGCAAAUAAAACAAAUCAAAAUGCCGCCGAACAUGUCGACCAUCCAGACACAGACCAUACCAACAUGGAAAAUGUACCAAUCAGCAAUGGGCCUAUUCAACCGAAAAUGGAACUUGACAGCAAUGGCUUCGUCAUUGUUGGUGGGAGAGACUGUACCGUGGUACCGGUGACAAUGCCAAGAGAAAAGUACAUAGAAGUUCUAAAGGCAAACCAGAGGCCAACGACAGUAAUUAAGUCAUUACUGGACUGUUUGUUUGAACGACAUGAGCUAAGCCGUAGUAAUAUUGGUGGUAGACAGGGCAAAGACCCACUUGAUGAAAGAAAAGUUAAAGCAAUCAUGAGUCAAGUGUUUUUGCAAUUCAGGAACACAGGUAUACCUAUGUCAAAAAAACAGUUAGUAAAUGCUGUGAAUGAAAAAUGUAGAUACAGCCGGCGGCUUGAAAAACAUGGUUUAAAUGAAGAUCUUCCUACUUCGGAAGUUGUUUGAUUGAUAUGCUUCAUUUCUUGUUUCUAUUGCGUUUAAUUUCCAACAGUUUAUAAGUCUGAUAGUACAAUAGUUACACAAAUACUACUGCACAUACCAUAAACACUGACCAUAUAUUUCGGAUAUAUGCCGUAAAUAGGCCUAAUUAUAAUCAAACCCUGUACAGUAGUACUGUGCAGCAAUAUAACAUUUUCUAUACAUUUUAUAAUUGCAGGGGGUCCCUGUUGGAAGUUCAAUAAAUAGUUUAUUUAUAGUUAUAUGUGGUGAAUAUAUAUGUGUCAUUUCUUGUUUCUAAAUGCUUUCCAUUUUCAAAAAUUUAUAAGUUUGAUAGUUACAAUAGUUACACGAAUACUACUGCACAUACCACAAACACUUACCAUACAUUUCGGAUAUAUGCCGUAUUAUAAUCAAAUUCUGUACAGUAGUACUGUGCAGCAAUAUAACAUUUUCUAUACAUUUUAAAAUUGUAGGGGGAAAAAAAGAAAACACA
Messenger RNA from Anneissia japonica, 5962 nucleotides. Its product is annotated as MAM and LDL-receptor class A domain-containing protein 1-like. Lineage: Eukaryota; Metazoa; Echinodermata; Crinoidea; Comatulida; Comatulidae. Gene Ontology annotation, molecular function: DNA binding. The record is from RefSeq and is a predicted model, not a curated record. Gene Ontology annotation, cellular component: membrane. Gene Ontology annotation, biological process: nervous system development. The annotation marks the transcript as partial. The transcript has 21 exons.